Messenger RNA from Chenopodium quinoa (quinoa), 1709 nucleotides. RefSeq names its product benzyl alcohol O-benzoyltransferase-like. The transcript has 2 exons. NCBI's taxonomy places the organism in Eukaryota, Viridiplantae, Streptophyta, Magnoliopsida, Caryophyllales, Amaranthaceae. Bases 90 to 1424 code for a protein of 444 amino acids. The record is from RefSeq and is a predicted model, not a curated record.
AUUUUCUACAACUUACAUCUAUAAAUGUUAUAGUCAUAGCUUUCACGUAGCACACUAAUUAAUUUCAAAAUACUUGAGAAUUGAUCAUUAUGGCUCUUAUGGCGCAAGACACUACUCCCCUAGUGUUAAAUGUAACACGAGGGGAGCCGAAGCUGGUGUGUCCAGCUGAGCCUACACCACGAGAACUAAAACCACUUUCAGAAAUCGAUGAUCAAGAGGGACUCCGAUUUCAUAUGCCAGCUACUAUGUUUUACCGGGCUGACUCUUCCAUGCAUGGGAAAGACCCGGUGAAGGUUGUAAAGGAUGGGCUAGCUAAGGCUCUUGUGUUUUUCUACCCUUAUGCCGGUAGGCUAGUAGAGGGACCAAAUAGAAAACUCGUUGUUGAUUGCACCGGUGAGGGGGUACCCUUCAUCGAGGCUGAGGCAAAUGCAACACUCGAGGAUUUUGGUGAUGAGAUUCAUCCUCCAUUCCCCUUGGAGGAGUUGCUUUAUGACAUUCCUGGCACUAAUAGAAUGCUAGGAACUCCUUUGCUCAUAAUUCAGGUAACCCGUCUCAAAUGCGGAGGAUUCAUAUUGGCCCUUCGAGCAAACCACACGCUCAGCGACGGAACAGGCAUUAUGCACCUAAUGAACACCGUAGGCGAAAUGGGAAGAGGCUUGGCCACCCCCUCCAUCCGCCCUAUUUGGGAUCGCGAACGCUUAUUCGCUAGAGAAUCCCCAAAAAUCAGCUUCCCUCACCCUGAGUAUGACCAACAUGAAACUAACCACCACUCCAAUAAUGGUCAACUCAACUUGGUUCAACAAUCCUUCCUCUUUGGCCCUACUGAGCUUGCUGCCCUACGUCGCCAUGUACCACCACAUACUAAACAAUUCUCCACCUUCGACAUUCUUAGUGCUUCCCUAUGGAGGUGUAGGACCAUAGCACUUGGACUUAACCCUAAGGACGAGGUACGUUUACUCUUUGCUGUUAACGCGAGGAACAAGUUUGAUCCCCCACUUGAAAAAGGUUACUAUGGAAAUGCAUGUGCAUUUCCGGCUGUCUGUGCUAAUGCAGGGGAUAUAUGCACCAACAAAGUUGGCUAUAUUUUGGAGUUAAUAAGGAACACAAAAAAUAAUGUGAAUGAGGAAUAUAUGAGGUCUAUUAUGGACCUUAUGGUAACAAAAAAUAGGCCACAUUUCACGGUGCAUCAAACGUACGUGGUGUCUGACCUUAGGCAUCUAGGGUUUGCGGACGUGGAUUUUGGGUGGGGAAAACCCAUUUACGGAGGGCCGGCUAGUAAUGGGUCAGUACCGGAUGCAAGCUUCUUUAUAUCUUUUAAGAACAAGAAAGGAGAGACUAUGGUUAUGGUGCCCAUUUCCUUGCCUCCCACAUCAAUGGAUGAUUUUGUUAAGGAAUUGCAGGAUAUGCUUCGAGCUCACCCCUAAAAGGUGGUCUUUUCUAGUAUAUAGUUACAAUUUAAUUUUGUUGCUGCUGUUGUAAAAUUUUAUUUUACAAUACAUAGUAAGCUUGGUUAUAAUUAGAACAAGUUGUAGAAACAUUGUUGUUCCUGUACUAUAGGCCUAUAGCUAAGGUCACUUUACAAGUGUAAUGUGUGAAAUGUAUUGGCUGAUAAUAAGCUUGGUUUUCAUGGUGUAAUGUGUGAAAUGUAUUGACUAAGUUUAUAAAUAGUGUCAAUAGUCAAAUGUGUUUUUUAUUUGAUGUACAUGACA